CGGACCAACAACCUGGCAGAUUAUUAUUGGAUUUUUUUUAAUGAUUAAAUCAGCAGUAAAUAAUAUAGACAGUUUUUCUGACCAUUUAAAUCCUCUCGAUGAUUCAAUCGCCAACACACGCCAAACAUACAGCGUCACUAGGAUAUGACGUUUGAACCAGGAAGGAAGCCCAGACAUAUAGAAGGUGUUGAAAAGGCCGGUCGUUUUAUUUCCAGUCAGAUGUAAAGGUGUGUUUGCGGGUAGAGCCGCAGUGUACUGGGUUGAAACGGAAGCCUAGAUGAUUUUACCGUUGUUCCUGCCCCUCGCCUGGGCGCUCUCUGUAAACGGGGAAUUUGGGGCAUUUUUCCAGUUGGGCAGUAUUUCAAAUGUGUCCAGAUAUUACUGGAAUUAUGUCUACUGUAACAUCUGGGAAGGAGAGUGCCAUCCGCACCAGGAUGACUCAAGCUUGCAGGUUCCUACGGAAGAUUCCUGGUCCAUGUUUUCAGAGGAUUACAUGCAGCUUCUUUCAAACUGGUACUGUAGCCUGGGGCAGUGCUGCGAGACCGGGGACUGCAGGAUAAUUAACAAUAUUACAGGGCUGGAAAAGGACUUGGAGCAGAAGCUUCACGGUCAGCACCUAGCCCAGGCCGUGGUAGUGAGGGCAAUCCGAGGCUUUCUGAAGAACCCCUCCCCUGAGAAGGCCCUGACGCUGUCCUUCCAUGGCUGGUCCGGAACCGGGAAGAACUUUGUGUCUCGGAUGAUCUCGGACAAUCUGUACCGAGACGGCAUGAAGAGCCAGUGUGUGCGUCUCUUCAUCUCCCCCUUCCACUUCCCUCACGCCAAGCUGGUGGAUGUGUACCAGGGCCAGCUAAAGGACUGGAUCAGUGGGACAGUGCAGCACUGCCCCCAGGCCCUGUUCAUCUUCGACGAGGCUGAGAAGCUGCACCCGGGGCUCAUCGACACAAUCAAACCCUACAUGGACUACUACCAAGACCUGGACGGUAUCAGCUACAGGAGAGCCAUCUUCAUAUUCCUAAGUAACAUUGGAGGGGCUGCCAUCAAUGAGGUGACCCUGGACUUCUGGCACUCCGGACAGAACCGAGAGGACGUGGACAUGGAGGAUCUGGAGCCAAGGCUGCGCACUGAAGCUCUUCAAUCACAAGGAGGGUUCUCUCAAAGCCAGCACUUGACAGGGAACCUGAUUGAUUUCUUUGUGCCCUUCCUGCCCCUGGAGUACCGCCAUGUGAAACUGUGCGCUCGCGAUGCCUUCCGCUCCAGGGGCCUCUCUUACUCUGAGGAGAUCCUGGACGAGGUGGCCCGAGGCAUGCUGUACGUCCCCAAGGAGGAGAAGCUCUUCUCAGCACAGGGCUGCAAGUCUGUCCCCCAGAGAAUCAACUUCUUCCUUCCCUGAGAGCUGGAUCAGGACUGAGGCAGCAGCACUCCGCGGCCUCGAGAGAGAGCUGGGCUCGCUGGGGAGUUCCUCUCUGUAGGGCUCCAAGAGAGAGGGGCUGACUGGGUGUCCCUCUCUCUGUAGGGGCAACAAGAGAGAGGGGCUGGCUAGGCGUCACUCUCUCUGUAGGGGCUCCAAGAGAGGGGCUGGCUGGGCGUCCCUCUCUCUGUAGGGGCUCCAAGAGAGGGGCUGGCUAGGCGUCACUCUCUCUGUAGGGGCUCCAAGAGAGGGGCUGGCUAGGCGUCCCUCUCUCUGUAGAGGCUCCAAGAGAGGGGCUGGCUAGGCGUCACUCUCUCUGUAGGGGCUACAAGAGAGAGGGGCUGGCUGGGCGUCCCUCUCUCUGUAGGGGCUCCAAGAGAGGGGCUGGCUGGGCAUUACUCUCUCUAUAGAGGCUCAGCAGCCACAGCGGUGCAAGGCCCUGACCAGUCAGCACUCUGGCUUAUCAGAGCUAAAUUUUUAUUUUUUUAUUCACAUGACAUUCAUUUUAACUCCUGGCAGCUGAUUGCAGAUUGUAAAGAAUGCUACACAAUGCAACAUUUUCACUGCUAGAAAGGAUUUUAAGUUUUGGGGUAAAUGCACCAUGGUAAUCCCUUCCUUUGUGUGAGAGCGUGUUGGGCCUUGUAAGUAAAGUAGAGGGACAAUAAUGCUUGAGGAGUGUGUGUGUGUGUGUGUGUAUGGGGGGGGGGGAGGCCCCGAUAGUAGUCAAGUCCAGUCCUGGAAAUUGGCCUGUUUUUAAAAAUGUUUGAUUUAUUUAUAGAUCAGAUUUUCCAUAUUUUAAAAUGUUCUUCAGUUCAGUUGUUAGAGAAGUGGUACAUUCUUCUAAAGGUAUAGAGCAAUCUGAAUUCAUCUCUAUUAUAUCUCUAUUAUACAGUCCCUUUACUGGAAUAAUGAACCUAAUACAGAAUUAUUAGCCUGCACAAGUUUGAGCUCUUCUGUUGCAGUUUCUGUAUUUUUCCUUAGUAAUCACAUGUCUUUUUUUAAUUGGUCUGGUUAUUACAAAAAACAAAAUCUGGUCAAAAAUGGGAAGCAGUUCAAAGGUUCAUACUAGUUACCUGUGUUACUACUGCUGACUUCAUGCUUAUGUUUACUUUGGCAAAUGUUUUUUAGAUUGUCAUUUGUUUGAUGGUUGAUUUUUCAGGUGAGUAAUACUGUGCAGCUAAACAUGACGAGGUCAGACCUGUGUGUGUGUGUGUGUGUGUGUGUGUGUGUGUGUAUAUAUAUAUAUAUAUAUA
Polyodon spathula (Mississippi paddlefish) is the source of this 2661-nucleotide messenger RNA. RefSeq names its product torsin family 3, member A (gene tor3a). The transcript is spliced from 6 exons. Gene Ontology annotation, cellular component: endoplasmic reticulum lumen; nuclear envelope. The record is from RefSeq and is a predicted model, not a curated record. Gene Ontology annotation, molecular function: ATP hydrolysis activity; ATP binding. Lineage: Eukaryota; Metazoa; Chordata; Actinopteri; Acipenseriformes; Polyodontidae. The coding region runs from base 278 to 1390 and encodes 370 amino acids.